AUGGAGCCCCAGGGUGGCUCAGCUUGGGUGGAGGUAGCGGCUAAGGGACAGAAGGACGACAAGAACUGUGUUGGUAGUAAACAAAACAUUUGGGAUUUUCUUUCGAUAAAGCGGCGUUCGCUGGAGCGUGACUCAAAAAGACCGAGAAUUAUAAUAUCAACAUGUAUUUCAUUUUCCUCAUAUCUAUCUAAAUUUGUUAAUACUUACCCGCUAAUUGGUUUUCGUCCUUUCAUAUCUAUCUAUCUAUCUAUCUAUCUAUCUAUCUAUCUAAAACUUAUUAUCUAUGUUAUUUCUAUGAUUUUCGCAAAAAAUAUAACUCCGCUCUUCGGGAACAAAUUGAAUCAUUUGAAAUUAAUAACAUCUAUCUAUCUAUCUAUCUAUCUACCUAUCUAUCUAUCUAUCUAUCUAUCUAUCUAUCUAUCUAUCUAUCUAUCUAAGAAUCAAUAUCUGUCUAUCUAUCUAUCUAUCUAUCUAUCUAUCUAUCUAUCUAUCUAUCUAUCUAUGAAGUGCUACCAAAAAGUUCAUGCGUUUCUAUCUAUCUAUCUAUCUAUCUAUCUAUCUAUCAAAAUUGUAAAUUAUCUCCCCACUAUCUAUCUAUCUAUCUAUCUAUCUAUCUAUCUCAGUCCAUAUCUUUCUAUCCAUCGAUCUACACUCGGGUAUACUGCUGAGAAAAUUAUCACUAUCUCCAAGAAGACAUUAUGA
Molecule: messenger RNA, 702 nt
Organism: Acanthosepion pharaonis
Lineage: Eukaryota; Metazoa; Mollusca; Cephalopoda; Sepiida; Sepiidae
Source: the annotation of a GenBank genome assembly